CACGGGCGCUUGUUUCACAGCCUCGGCGUGAAUUAUAGUGUUUCAGUGGAAUCUUGACCAAGUACUGCCACUUCAUUAUAUACGUCUCCCUCGUUCCAACAGCACCUCGAGCACGAUUCAGUAGCGCUGCGCACUGAAUGCUAAUUUAACGACUUCUUCACGACACCAUGAUCAAUACCAUCGCUGGCUACGGCAUGUUCUCAUCUGUAUCUACAUUCUGUCGUACACUCCUCUGGUUGGCUCUCUCUGUCGUCGCUUGUUCUUCAGCCGCAUCUGCAAGACCGACAGGUGAAGUGCUGCGGCGCUCGUCUACUGACAGUCAAACAAGCGGGGGGAACAGUGUUUCUGCAACCGUAUGGAUACCCGUACUAAUAGUCGCAGUCGUCGUUGGCGUGCUGACACUGAUUGGAUGUGUGAGGCGGGUUACGUACAGGGAAGUAGGUGCAGGCGCCGUGGCGAGUACCCAGAACCAAUCUGCUGGUCAGACAGCUCCAUCUCGCCCUGGAAGGCGUCGGAGACCCAGGCGGACUCCAAGUCAAAUUUCUACAAAAUCGCUUCCGCCCUACAUGCAGGAACCGGGUGACCAGGAACUUGUUAUCUACAGAGGACCUUUGAAGGUGGAUGAAGACCCUAACGACCCUCUGCCCAUACUGGAAGAAGAUGACGAGCAUCUUGAAGCAAGAGGGGCACAACGUAAUCCUGACCUCGAGUCGCACGGUACCUCACUGGCGGAUAACUCCCCCCCGAAUCUCACAUAUAACGCGCCUGGCGACGUGUCAGUGAGAAGAAGCGUGGACGUUGCUAGUGUGGGCACGUCGGGUCACUCACAUGAAAGUCAUUCUGAGCUGCUUCCCUCGCAUGCUACACAAGCGUUCGAAGACCCACGAGGAGAAGCGCCUCCGUACUUUGAGGUUGUAGGUCAGGAUACUCCUGAAACAUCGCGUAAUGCCUCUCCUGCACCGGAGACUUCCAUCGGAGAUCGUGAACGGCGCUCUAGAUUCAGCUUCCUUUUCAAACCCUUCGGAGGCUCAUCACGAUACCCACCAGUGUCGGUUUAUAACAGGGCUGUCACUCCUGACCACAUUCGUAGCGUUUCAUCCCUCUCCGUGGCAUCAACAAACAGCGGACAUAGGCGCAAUCGCUCAGGCUCUAAUUCAGCGCUUUUGAAAACUCUCCGACCUAGCGGCCAUUCCGCGAUUAUGACAUCUCCUUCGACCAUCUCUCUGGACUCAAUAUCGGCACCUCUCACACACACUGCUACGCGCUCCGAGUUUCGGGCGCCGAAAGGCGGCCUGACGCCCGAGCAAAUCAAACUCAUCACCUCCAGAAAUGCGCUGGAAAAAUUUGGGGUUCCAUAUGGUCCAGAUGCUGUAGCAUUUUCAGCGUCAAGGUCUAAUAUGGCACCGCCGCCCGACUUCGACGCCACUAUAUCAAGUUCGCCCGGCCAAGCAAGUGGGUCAACAUCAGCUGACCUCCGCAACACGUCUAGUACCAGUGCUCCUUCGACGGACACAGCAGGAAGCUCCGUACAUAACGGUGCUGCUGCGGAUGAGGCUGGGCAAACACCCUCAGAUUCUGCCAUAUCCGGAUCGUCUCUAACCCCCUCCGGAGUUGACAAACAGUCGCAACCGUUAUUGUCGCCAUACUCGCCGUCACCCACUUCGUAUGACCCACAUUGGGCUGACUCGCGCUCAAGUUCAGUAACAUCCUUUGAGACAGCUAAUUCUGAGCUCUCGCGGCCUCCUACACCGCUCACAGCACGACCUGUGACGCCAGUGACAGCGCGGCCCUUUGUUUUAUGAAGCUCCCGCAAUUGCUUGAUUCCCUAGGACUUAUUUCCUACUACUUACCAUCUACAAGAUAUUUUGCUGUCCUUCAUAAAACAUCCUUCAAGUUUCGGCUACUGUGGAUUUCUGUAGUGCGACGUACUUACGUGUAAUUUUAGCUUUGCUUCCGGAUUGGACUACGUUUAAGACGCUACCAUUAUCAUAGUUAAACGUUUAACUGCCCUACCCUGUUGAUAUUACUCGCGACUGCAGUCUGAUCGCAUUCCUUCAGC
Messenger RNA from Suillus paluster, 2059 nucleotides. RefSeq lists its product as uncharacterized. The coding region runs from base 168 to 1802 and encodes 544 amino acids. NCBI's taxonomy places the organism in Eukaryota, Fungi, Basidiomycota, Agaricomycetes, Boletales, Suillaceae. The record is from RefSeq and is a predicted model, not a curated record. The transcript has 3 exons.